This is a messenger RNA of Acinonyx jubatus (cheetah), 3050 nucleotides long. RefSeq lists its product as uncharacterized. The coding region runs from base 2193 to 2678 and encodes 161 amino acids. The record is from RefSeq and is a predicted model, not a curated record. The transcript is spliced from 5 exons. Lineage: Eukaryota; Metazoa; Chordata; Mammalia; Carnivora; Felidae.
AUUCUCAUGACCGCUGAUGUCUUGGAAGAAAUGGAAGAAGGUGUCUUUUCUCCCUGCGAGUCAGGUGUCCGCUGAGCAGCGUGACCGGCAGUGGCCGCUAGAGGCCGCCCGACACUCGCCACCCCGCUGGGCUCAGCCCUGCAUCCUUCCAGGGCCUUCUUUAAUCCCGCCCAACAGGGUCACUUUCCUGGCAUCGCCCAGCCCCCAAGGUAAAGUUUGCCUCCUGGCUGACGCCCGACUGGCCUCACUGUCUAGGUGUAAAGGCUACACCGUGAUGAAAGCCGGGGAGCAAGCUUGUCUGACCUGGAGACCGAGCUGGUUCUUCUGUAACUUCUGGGCUGUUCCUGAAAACGAACGCAGCCCCUGUAGCAGACGGUCCUCCCAGGUGGGCUCCCCCCCAGCUCCCCGUGCGCUAGGCUUCCACGGAGGCUGACGACGGGGUCUGGCUCACUGACCACCCACCACCAUCCUGGCCGGUUUUUAAACCCCAUCCCAUCAUCCCCCACAGACCCUGGCACUGGAGCUCAAGUUCAUCUCCCAAACUGCCUGAGCAGCCAGAGCGGCCUAGAAGUCCUGUCCUGCUUGGCUUUUGGCGUGGAGAGUUCUGUUCCCGUCAUUGGAGGAAAUGCAGCGUGCUCGCCCUGAGGAAGAGCAGUGACAGGCCCCUGCCCUGGCCCCGCUGUGCCCACCGCUCCUCUCCCUGCCCCGCGGCCACAAAGAAGGAGCUGUGGAGGCAGGGGCGGGGUGGGCAUGCCUUCUGCCUGCGGAGGGGCAGGAUUUCCUGGGGGGAGGGGGCAGCCCGGCCACUUCCCCUCUGCCCGUGCCCACGGGUCAGACCAGUAUAAAUGGGAACAUGGCAGCAAGAUCCACCAAGACUCUGCCCCCACCUGGAAGGGAGGACUUGGGCCCUCGGCAGAGACUAGCUUCUCAGGAGCAGGAAGGACCUCGAGCACUGCACACGUCCGUCUCCCAGAACCUUCUGCCUCCUCUCCUCCCCUCCCCACCAUCUCCAGCUUCCUUAUAGCUGCCCCCAAACUGGCUACUGGAGUCCUGCUGUUCCCUAAGCAGCGUUUCCUAAAGUGGGUUGGAGCCAACCACACGUCCCCUUGCAACUGACUCGUGUUGUGGCUGAUGGUCAAAGUUUGUAAAGUCAAAUCUGCAUCUAUUUACUUUUCGACUUUGGUUAUAACUUUUGUUUCCACGAAAAGUUUUUAUACUUGCAUGAUGUGAAGUUUGCGGUAAGAUCCUAUGAUCUUAUUUGAGGAGCUUCCCGCCUUCGACAGUGUAUAGUUUAUGCACGUUACAUCCACACCAGACUUGUAAAAAGCAUCAGCAAGUCACAUGAUCACAGUAGCUCUUUUUAAGAACUUUCUAUAUCAUUAGGAAUUCUUACUGACUCACUGGCAUAUAAAUGCUUUAUGUGGCCAUGAUAGUUACUCUUUUGCUUCACAUAAUCUGAAGUUAUUAGCCAAAGGGUCACUCACUUUGGGGUAUAGAAAUCACUAGAUCGGGGCACCUGGGUGGCUCAGUUGGUUAUGCAUCCGACUCUUGCUUUGGGCUCAGGUCAUGGUCUGGUGAGAUCAAGCCCUGCACUGGGCUUUGCACCGACAGUGUGGAACCUGCUUGCGAUUCUCUCUCUUCCUCUCUCUCUGUCCCUCCCCUGAAGGCAGGCGUGCUCUCUCCCUCUCUCUCGCAAAACAAAAAGAAAUUACUAAAGUACUACCUCACACUAUGCUUCCAUAUUGAAUACGCUGGUAAAAAGUACGGUCCCCUCCGGCUGCCCUUCUCCCCCGCAAAACCCCCAGGCCCCCUCUGUUGGGACAGAGGGCCCCCUUUGCAGCCAUCUGUAAGGAAAGGGGGGGCUGGCGGUCGCUGGUGCCCGCCAUGUGCCCACCGAGCGGACGUGGGUUAAUUCACUGCACAGCACCCACUGAGGAGGCCGGUGGCGAUCUGAAAGGGUGACCUGAGUCAUGCCUGGUCACGUGGCUAGUGAAGGUGGAGCCAACCUUGGUCACGUGGCUAGCGAGGGUGGGGCCCAGAGGCCACGCGGCUGACUUGCUGAGGAGCCAAUUUAUGGGCAGGUCACCUGACCAGAUGGGAGGUUACAGACCAGCCUAAAGAGCUGGGAGAAGAACCACGUGAUCACGUCCACACACGCCAGCAGGCACUUGACAAAAUUCAGCUCCCGGUUGAUGCUGGCUAUAAACCACAAACCACAGGUGCUCGUGCCUCGCUCCAGCUUUGAUGGUGGAGGCAUCUACUCCAAAGACGUCUCUCCGGUAAACACACGACCGGCCACGGAACUGGGUCCUGUAAGUAAGAAACCUUUAUUUCAAAGUUCCCUGAUGGUUGUCACUGAAGGACAUCUGCCACCAGAGCGAGAACCAGGCGGGCCCGUCCAACCACAGCACUGGUUACUGUUCCGCCGAGACCAGCCCGCAACAAUGAGCCUGUCUGACCUUAUCUCCAAACGCCUUCACAAUCUAAGUGUUCCCACGGUGAUGGCCACCUUCUGGAAGCCCAGAGGUGACACCCAACGUUCAUACAGCUACCAAGCGGCAGAGACGGGAUUUGCACCCCGGGGUCACCCGAAGCCAGCGCUCACCCCCCCCACCCAGCUGAGCGAGAAGAGCCACGAGGGAUCAGAUGGAACCCCAGUUUGGCUGCCCAGCCUGUGACGUCCUCAACAGACCCCGAGAAGCCCCCUGGCUCUAGGACCACCACCUUCUUCUUUUUUCUGGGGUCACAUUCCUGGGAGCCCUGAAUACGUCAAGCUGACAUUUGGUGGUUCAGCCAUCCAAGAGGAGAAAAGGGCAUUAUCUGAGACUCAAAAGGUGUAUUUUAUACUCACACGCUUGACUUUCAAGACCCUGAAUGAAUUUUGCUGAAAUAAAUAGUCACCUUUGGGCGUAAGCCAAGUAUGUGAAGUUCUAGGCCCCAGAGCCUUUUUCUCUUUCUUUCUUUUAAAAAGAAUAUUAAAAGUGACUGAAAAGAGGGAUUUAGAAAUGAAUGGCUAUUUUUCAACAUGUCUUAUAAAAUGAAAAGGAGCA